Molecule: messenger RNA, 1227 nt
Organism: Plasmodium knowlesi strain H
Lineage: Eukaryota; Apicomplexa; Aconoidasida; Haemosporida; Plasmodiidae
Product: conserved protein, unknown function
Exons: 1
Coding region: 1-1227 (408 amino acids)
Source: RefSeq, a predicted model, not a curated record
AUGAAGUCCGAUGGGAAGAAGAGCAUGGAGGAAAAUCCUCGCCAACUCCAAGAACGCAAAAUCGUGACGCAGGGUUGCUAUAACGAAAAAUCACCCAAUAGAGAAAAAAACAAUAAGGACGAAAAGAAGAACGACGAAAAGAAAAACGACGAAAAGAAAAACCAAGGGAAAAUGGAGAAAUUUACGAAAAAUGAACCAAUCCCUUUUGACGAAUUGUCCACCUCCCGGGGAAACACGAACAAUGUCGAAUCAAAACGGAAUCUUCAAAAUCUCCUUGGAUCGUACUAUUCCAGUGAUGAAGAGAGCGAUGGGGAAUCCCAAGAGAGAGAGAACCUCACGCAGGAAGAUGCCGCUGAAGAAAACGCCAACCAUCAUGGAAUCAGUCAAAGAGAUAGUGACACUGAGGAUGAAGAUGAGAGUGACACUCAUAAUGAUAGUGAUAGUGAUGAUCUUCCCGAUGAGGGAGAUGAAACGUCCAAGGGGAAAGACCAAACAGAACAAAGUACAGGCAACGAGAGGAAGACGCCAAAAGGGAAGGAGGAAGAACCAUCCAGCCAACCCAAAAGUGACGAAGAAAAAAAAAGCACAUCCUGUCCAUCAGCAAAUAAGUGCCAAAAAAAAAGGCACAAUGAAGGCGAAAAUAAAUCUUCAGGCAUUGCUAAUAAAAUUAAUUACAAUGAAAAAAGAUCGAAACAUUCAUGGGAUUGGGGAUAUAAUGUACACCCCAAGUGGGGAAUCGACCCUAUGCAAACAAACUAUCAUGAGCCCCCAGGGGAAAAUAGAAGCUUUUUUCAGAAUGUCAAUUCAGAUGGAGGUAGACAGUACCCAUAUGAUGUGACUAGCCAACAUGUGUAUAAAUGCAGUGCACCUACACAUCCAAAGGGAAACCUAAACAACUUGUCCCUCACGAACUUUGGCUUCUCAACCAAAAAAGAAAUCAACGUAGAUCUGCAGAACAUACCUGUGAUCGACCAGAGACAAAUUCUAAACGAUUGGAAGCCCACCCUCCCAGAGGAAAAAAAGAAAAAACAGCAAUAUAAUAUAAAAACCAAAGUGUACAAUCCGGUUAGCAACACAUUCGAUAAGGUAAUUAUGCAAGGGAAUAAACAGAAGCGAAAACAUCAGAUAAAUUGGCUUGCAAAAGAAGCUGUAGAAAAGGAAUAUGAAAUUUUGCAAAAGACAAAUUACAGCAAAAGAAGAACCACGAACGAUAAAUAUGGAUGGUAA